AUGGCCAGCGAGGUCGCCGCCCGCGCUCACGGGCUCUCCCGCCGCCUUGCAGUGCAGUUCUCCAACGGCAGGCUGCAGCGGCCCGGCUCCAUGUGCUUCGCCGUCUACCGGAACAAGGACGCGGCCCACCCCCGGAGGAAGCACCGGAGGAUCCUGGUCUCAGAAACUGAAAGACUUUCAUAUGUGGGGGAUAACUUCAGCAAUGGAGUUCCUGCAUCUGACACCUUAUGCAGGUACUUUGUUGGAGUGUUAGACAAGGACUCUGGGCAGAUGGAAGUCUAUAACGCUGAAAUAUUCAACCUGCAGCCCCUGCUGGCAGAUAACUCAAAACCUGAUGACAUGAAGGAUUAUCAGAACAGAUCCUUCAGGGAGAAGAUGGAUUUGUGCAUUGAGACCUUUGGCACCACCAAGCAGAAGCGAGCUCUGAACUCCCGGCGCAUGAACGCCAUAGGCAGCGAUACCCUGAACACAGCUGUGACCAAAGCAGCAGCGGACGUUAUAGAUGCCAAGGGAGUGGCAGCUUUGAUCCAGGAUGUGGCCCAAGAUGAUGUACAGAAUGUCUCCACCAUCCUCCCACCAUGUAAUGAAGAUGCUGACAAACCAGAAGAUGUUUACAAGUUUGAGGACAUUCUGUCACCAGCAGAGUAUGAGGCGCUGCAGGCACCAGCCGCAGCCUUUGUUAACAUCACUGCAGAGGAAAUUGCCAAGAAAACGGAAGAUAAAAGCCAUUGCUCCUUUGUUUUAGAGGAGCUGAAGUUCUUGCCUACUGAUGAGACGAGCAGAGAUCACAAAGCCCGAUGCCUCUGGCUCCUGGACACCCUUAUUAAGUUCAGCUACCUGAAAGUGAUCAAGAAGAAGCAUCCAAUGGGCCCUGAAUGCCCACACAUCAUUAGCAGGAAACUCAUGAAGAAUUUCACUUCACUGACCUACAACAAUGGCAGUGUCCAGAAUUUAAUCUCUGCAUCGAUGAAGACUAAAAUCACAGCCUAUGUCAUUGUGUUGGCUCUGCACAUCAACAACUUCCAAACAGACCUCACCGUCCUGCAGAACGACAUGAAGCUCCAGGAAAGCAGGAUGACGGACAUCGCCAGGGCCAUGAGGUUGAAGAUCUCCAAGGCGAAGGGACUGCCAGGACUUGAGAACAAUCAUGACCACAAGCUGGGCACUCUCUCCCUCCCCUUGCCUGUGCAGAAGGCAUCAGGGAACCACCAGAAGCGCAAGAAAAUGAACUAAAAUGUCUCAGAGGCCCAAGCAGGGGCGCAACGGUUCCUGUCUCAGUUGCUGUUCUGCGCACAGAUCCUCGAGGGGCUGCUGGACCCCGCUAAAACCCUCUAUCCAGGCUGAAUUGGAACAGAUGUUUACCUCUGCUUUUUACUGCUGCUUUUUUUGUGUUUGUGUAAAAAUUCCCUGUGUGAGCAGAGAGAGAUGCAGACUGUGCCGGAGCCAGAGAACACAGCUGGAAGCUACGGGGCCUCCGCUGAGGACUCCGGUUGGUCCUGGCAGCGAACUGCCGGCUCAUGGCCCGCUUUGCUUCUUUUUCAGACACACAGGGUGGAAAGCAUAGGAAUAGAGAGACUAAGCAAAGCGUUACUUACACACAACUUUUGGGCUCUGUAAGCUGUGUGCUUGUUUCUCUACAGUUUCAGUAGUUCUGUGUUCAGAAGGUAUAAAGAUGCAACAUGAAUAAAAUCUUCCUGC
This is a messenger RNA of Athene cunicularia (burrowing owl), 1698 nucleotides long. RefSeq names its product RNA polymerase I subunit E (gene POLR1E). NCBI's taxonomy places the organism in Eukaryota, Metazoa, Chordata, Aves, Strigiformes, Strigidae. The coding region runs from base 1 to 1233 and encodes 410 amino acids. The transcript has 12 exons. Gene Ontology annotation, molecular function: DNA binding. Gene Ontology annotation, biological process: nucleolar large rRNA transcription by RNA polymerase I; RNA polymerase I preinitiation complex assembly; transcription elongation by RNA polymerase I. The record is from RefSeq and is a predicted model, not a curated record. Gene Ontology annotation, cellular component: RNA polymerase I complex.